Molecule: messenger RNA, 1872 nt
Organism: Ambispora leptoticha
Lineage: Eukaryota; Fungi; Glomeromycota; Glomeromycetes; Archaeosporales; Ambisporaceae
Source: the annotation of a GenBank genome assembly
AUGGAAGUUAAACAUUCCUCGUAUGAUAAGCUGAUCAAGAUUUUACAAGAAGACACAAAGCCUAGUAAAAGAAGAAAAUUAACAAAAAACACAUACCCUGUAGAUAACUUUAUAUUUCAGCAGAAAGAACAUUUGGCAAACAAAGAGGUUUCCAAGGUUUCUAUUGUUCAUACAAAGGAAGCGAAAAGGGCGAAAUCAGAGGAAAUUUCUUCGAAAAUAGAAAUUAAAUCAAAUAAUUCUGAUUCCGAAGAAGAGGAAGAUUACCAAGAUAAUUACGAGCGACAUUAUGGAGAGCAUGAUCCAAAUUCUUUAAAGAAUCAGAUUUCAAUUGUGGAGACCAAAGCAUGGAGUGUGACAAACGAUGAAAAUCCUUCUUUAAAAUUAGUAUCGAAAAGUAUGACGAACAAUGAUUGUAAAGAGCCGCCAACAAUAACUCAUCUUGAUCCAUCGAAGAUUAAGAAACGAAUAUGCGAAUCGUGGACAAAAUUUGACGAAAAUGGUGAAUAUUUGACUGAACUGCAGUCGAGUCUUCUUCACCAAUUUUUACAAUAUCGUGAUAUUCUCUAUACAAAUCGGAACAUAAAAGAUGCUCGCGAAAUCAGAUAUAUAUAUGCAUUGCAUGCAUUAAAUCAUAUUUUCAUAGGACGAGAUCGCAUAAUAAAAAACAAUGCAAAAAUUGCACGUGCUCAAGCAACGAAUAAAGAAAUAAAUGAAAUUCGGGAUCAAGGAUUUACAAGACCCAAAGAAAACCGUAAAAGAUUUUUGGAGGAGUUUGAUAUCCCAAAGGAAGAGGAAACCAUAAACCCUAAUAAGCCAGCUGAUUUUUUAGCAACUUUUCGAGGAAAUAUAGAUGAUUCCUUUCGAAUUGGUAUAAAAUUUACCCGCAAGACAAUGAAAUUAUAUGCUGAUUUUUAUUCUGCCGAUCUUAUUAUCGCUUCACCCUUGGGUCUAAGAAUUAUAAUCGGGGCUGAAGGUGACAAGAAACGAGAUUUUGAUUUCUUAUCUUCGAUUGAGUUGUUAAUUAUUGAUCAAUGUGAUACUUUGUUAAUGCAAAAUUGGGAUCACGUUGAGCACAUUUUUGAUCAUCUCAAUUUAAUUCCGAAAGAACCUCAUGACUGUGAUUUUGCUCGUUUAAAGAAUUGGUAUUUGGAUGGCUAUGCAAAAUAUCUUCGGCAAACUCUGGUUUUUGCCGACUAUUUAACUCCUGAGAUGAACGCAUUAUAUAACAAAUAUCUUUUCAAUAUAGCAGGCAAAUUAAAGAUAAAACAGUUGCAUCAAGGCUCGAUAUUAGAUGUAAUUCCUCUAGUUCAACAGAUUUUUACUCGUAUUGAAUCUUCCUCUUUGCUUGACGCUGGUGAUGCACGAUUCAAGUACUUUAUUGGAAAGACACUUCCAUCUCUGCGCAAAUCAGCGAUUGUAAAUCAAACUCACACCAUGAUAUUCGUAUCUUCCUAUUUUGAUUUUGUACGUUUACGUAAUUAUUUUGAAGAUAAUGCGUAUUCAUUUGCCAGUCUGUGCGAGUAUACUCCCAGUCCUGAUGUUAAACGUGCACGAGCGCAUUUCUUUAACGGAAAGCGAGAUUUUUUGCUCUAUACAGAGCGGUUACAUUUUUUCAGAAGAUACCAAAUUCGCGGUGUUCAACAUAUUGUAUUUUACGAUUUACCAGAUCAUCCACAUUUUUAUUCUGAACUUUUAAAUCUAUUAUCAAUUACUGUGGAAGAUUCAACUUCAAAAUCAAUGUCAUCUGAUAAUUUAUUUUCUUGCCAAGUAUUAUUUACGAAAUAUGAUCAUUUGAAAUUAGAGCGGAUUGUAGGCAGCAGUCGUGUGAAUAAGAUGCUGAAUGUUAAUAAAAAUAUUUUCAUACUUGCUUGA